AGGAAAAGCAUUCCUUUCAAAAAGUCUUAUAUCUGGAUGGGGUAAUUCUUCCAAUACUGACAUCUAUGUGAUAGUACUUUGUACUAAGCCUAAAUAAACCUACUCCUACGUCUCAGUAAAAAAUAUAUCUCUUUAUAAAUGAACUACUCAAUAACUUAAGUGUGUACUUUUUUUUUUAAUCGAUAGAAGCUUUAGAGAGCAACGUAGUUAUAUGGCUACUAUACAACUCUGUAAUACAAUGUCCCACGUUAUGCAGAGAGAACAACAACCAGAUACAACGUUUGGUUUUGUUGCUAGAUAAUAUGUUCUAGCGAAUGCCAGUUAGGGAGUAAAAGUAUCAGAACAUACAUGUUUCUCCUAACGUUAGGUUAGUUAUGAAUUGACAGCACAAACAGGUCUGAGUCGACUGUUGACUGCUCUCAGCAAACACGGAGAACGGAGCUCUAAGAACACGCGAACAGUCGUACUAACCUCCCUUAUCGUCAGGCCGAGCAUAUUUAAAGUAAGUGUGUGACAACCUCUCAAAUUAACAACAACCUUUGCAGGGUUUGCGGCACCAGCGGGCUGCCAUGUUUGUUUCGACAAUCAACGUUGAACAGCGCGUUUUGUGAUUGGACGGCCGCUGAAGAACCAGCGCUCUGAUUGGUGGGAAGACGGAGUGGGAGGGGCCGUUAAAAUACACCGGUUGCGGAAACCGGACAUUCAGGGAAAGGACGUUGUUUUAUAUUGACCUUAUACUUUGGAUUUAUUUUACAGCUUUUAUCGAAACGGCAUGUUUAUGUAAGAACACAUAUGUAGUACAGAAUGGAGUUCGUGGCUUAUAGAUAACUUCAAUUGACUGCUGCGUAGUAUAGUGGCCGUACAGGAUUGCUAAUGUACAGUUCCACCAGUUUACCGGACAGUAUUUAAUCUUAAAAGUGCUGAAAGAUGAGUCAUUUGAGACACUUGGUGUCCAGCGGGCGCUUGUUUCGCCUCAGUAAAGUACCACGCGUGAACACCGCCGUUUGCUGCCAUGUUAGUCAGAAUAGACCGUUCAGUACUACCGACCGCAGCAUGACGGUCAUGCCCGCCUGGGUCAUUGACAAAUACGGAAGCCAUGGUCCGUUGAGGUUCACCAGAAACGCCAAUUUCCCCGUCAUCAACUACCCCAAUGAGGUCAUCGUCCGAGUGCAUUCAGCGGGCCUGAACCCGCUGGACGUCCGCAUGAGAGAUGGCUACGGGGCCAGGAGCCUGUCGAUGAAGAGAGACCCUCUGAACGUCAAUUCCGGCAACGAGUUCCCCCUCAUCCUGGGCAGGGAUUUGUCCGGGGUCAUCAUGGAGUGCGGCCUGGACGUGAAGUACUUCAAGGAGUGGGACGAGGUGUGGGCGGCCAUCCCUCCGUGGAAGCAGGGCAGCUUGUCUGAGUUCGUGGUGGUGAGUGCCAACGAGGUAUCCCACAAACCAAAGUCCAUGAGCCACACAGAGGCAGCAGCCGUUCCCUACGUGGCAUCAACCGCCUGGUCAGCACUGGUCAACACUGGUGGGCUCAGCAAGGACAACUGUGCCAAGAAGCGGAUUUUGAUCAUCGGAGGGUCCGGGGGCGUGGGAACGUUUGCUAUACAGAUGCUGAAGGCUUGGGGCGCCCACGUGACCGUCACCUGCUCCCAGAAUGCAGAGCUGUUUGUGCGGGGCCUGGGGGCGGACCACGUGGUGGACUACACCGCCGGGCCCGUGGAGGAGCGGCUCGGCUCGCUGGCGAAAUUCGACCUGAUCCUGGAUAAUGUCGGGGGGGACACGGAGCGCUGGGCGCUGACUCUGCUCAAACCUUGGUGCGGCGCCAAGUUCGUCACCCUGGUCACGCCGUUCCUCCAGAACACCGACAUGCUAGGCAUCGCUGACGGCAUGGUGCAGAACGCCGCCACGGUGGCCUCCAAAGUCCUCAAGCACCUCGCCAAAGGCGUUCACUACCGCUGGGGGUUCUUUGCACCGAGUGGUCCCGCCUUGGAUGAAAUAAUGGAAAUGGUGGAUGCAGGACAGAUUCGGGCUGUGGUGGAGGACACCUUCGGCUUCUCCGAGGUUCCUCAGGCCUUUGAGAGGAUGGAGAAAGGUCAUGCUCGUGGAAAGACAGUGGUGCAGAUCAGAAAAUAGAGAGAAGACGUAUAGCACCGUCUAGAAAUGUGUGUGUAAAGAUGUUUUUGUAUGUUUGGCUUUUUUUUCUACUGGCUUGGAAAAUAAAAUGAUCUGAUUAAAAAAAA
This is a messenger RNA of Pseudoliparis swirei, 2234 nucleotides long. It is a transcript of the gene rtn4ip1, whose product is annotated as reticulon 4 interacting protein 1. NCBI's taxonomy places the organism in Eukaryota, Metazoa, Chordata, Actinopteri, Perciformes, Liparidae. The coding region runs from base 928 to 2127 and encodes 399 amino acids. The transcript is spliced from 9 exons. Gene Ontology annotation, molecular function: oxidoreductase activity. Gene Ontology annotation, cellular component: mitochondrion. The record is from RefSeq and is a predicted model, not a curated record.